CCUCCGUCCACCCGCCGCCCGCUCUUGCCAUGGAUGCCAAGAUCGUCGCUGUGCUGGCCCUCGUGCUGGCUGCGCUGUGCCUCAGCGAUGGGAAACCGGUCAGCCUGAGCUACAGAUGCCCUUGCCGAUUCUUUGAGAGCCACGUCGCCAGAGCCAAUGUCAAGCAUCUCAAAAUCCUCAACACUCCGAAUUGUGCCCUUCAGAUCGUGGCAAGGCUGAAGAACAACAACAGACAAGUGUGCAUCGACCCGAAAUUGAAGUGGAUUCAGGAAUACCUGGAGAAAGCUUUAAACAAACCCAGUCCCACACUCUUGGGCCUGACCUCUGCCCUGGGAACCAACCUGGCCAACACCACUGCCGGCAUCACCAGCAGGAGCUGAGGACGACGGGGUGUUUAUU
Lipotes vexillifer (Yangtze River dolphin) is the source of this 399-nucleotide messenger RNA. RefSeq names its product C-X-C motif chemokine ligand 12 (gene CXCL12). The record is from RefSeq and is a predicted model, not a curated record. Gene Ontology annotation, biological process: chemotaxis; defense response; immune response. NCBI's taxonomy places the organism in Eukaryota, Metazoa, Chordata, Mammalia, Artiodactyla, Lipotidae. Gene Ontology annotation, molecular function: chemokine activity. The transcript has 4 exons. The coding region runs from base 30 to 380 and encodes 116 amino acids. Gene Ontology annotation, cellular component: extracellular region.